AUGGCUCACAACAAAGCACGUUGGCUUUUGAUGCUGCUGACCACGUUAAUACAUUUACUUGCGGCACCGUCCGGUGCUGCUGGUGACGAUGCAGGAGUGCUGAUCAAAUUCAAGAGCUCCUUGUCAAAAAACGACGUGCUUAACGGCUGGAAUGAAUCGAUCGAUAUUUGCAGUGGUACUGGAAACAAGAGUAAUUGGGCCGGCUUGAUAUGCACCAACGGGGUCUUAUCGGGGCUGCGGCUGGAGAACAUGAGUCUCACGGGCAUCAUCGACGUAGACACGCUGGCGGAGUUGCAAACUUUGCGGAGUUUGAGCUUCAUGAACAAUAGCUUCGACGGUCUGAUGCCUAACAUGGCGAAACUCGGUGCACUAAAGACAUUGUAUUUGUCCCACAACCGAUUCUCCGGCGAAAUUAAGGAUGAUGCUUUUGACGGCAUGAACUCUUUAAAGAAAGUUUAUUUGGCACGAAACGAAUUUAUGGGUAAAAUUCCCAAGUCCCUCGCUGCGUUGCCUAAGCUCAUGGAGUUGAACCUCGAGGGCAACCGAUUUGAGGGAAAGAUACCGAAUUUUCGAUCAAACGGGUGGAAAGUAUUCAAUCUAGCAGACAACCAACUUGAGGGUCGGAUACCAAAAAGUUUAAGCAAGAUGAAUUCUAGUUCUUUUGUGGGCAACAAAGACCUAUGCGGACUGCCUCUGGAGCCAUGCAAGGCCUCAAGGAAGCACUACAUCGUAAUAAUCAUCAUCUUAGCUAUCGCCGUGGUCGCAUUAGCAGCAAUGGGCGUAUUUUUGUACGCACGUGGCCGCCGACUUCAAAAAACAAAGAGGAAAAUGGCCCAAGAAAUAAAAGGCUACAAGAACUCUGGUGAAGCGGCUGAAGCCUAUGAUGUUGGCCGGAAAGAGGCCCAAUCACCCGACCUCCCCGGCGAGUACAAAAGGGGUGAACAAGGAAAGUUGUACUUCGUGAGAAAUGACAGAGUGAUGUUUGAUUUACAAGACCUACUUAGAGCCUCGGCCGAAGUAUUGGGGAGUGGGAGUUUUGGGUCCUCUUACAAGGCUGUUCUUUUGAGUGGGCCCGCUAUGGUUGUGAAGAGGUUUAGGCAAAUGAACAAGGUAGGGAAGGAAGAGUUUCAUGACCACAUGAGACGGCUUGGGAGUUUGUCCCAUCCUAAUGUGCUUCCCCUUGUAGCCUUUUACUAUACCAAAGAAGAAAAGCUUCUAAUUUCAGACUAUGUCCAAAACGGCAGCCUCGCUAGUCAUCUCCAUGCAAGACGUGCACCCGGGCAGCCAGGGCUUGAUUGGCCAGCUCGGCUAAAGAUCAUCAAAGGAGUAGCCAGGGGUUUGGCUUACCUCCACAGAGAGUUCCCUAACCUAACCCUACCCCAUGGUCACCUAAAAUCCUCCAAUGUGCUUCUGGACCACACGUUCAUGCCUCUGUUGUCGGACUUCGCUCUCGUCCCAGUGGUCAACAAAGAGCAUGCACAACAAUACAUGGCGGCGUACAAAUCUCCGGAGUUCACACAACGGGACCGUACUGCCCAAAAGACCGACGUGUGGUGCCUAGGGAUUCUCAUUCUUGAGCUUUUAACUGGAAAAUUCCCUGCAAACUAUCUAAAACAUGGGAAGGGAGAGAACCCGGAUUUGGCAUCGUGGGUGAACUCAGUUGUGAGGGAAGAGUGGACGGGCGAGGUGUUUGAUUAUGACAUGAAGGGAACCAAAAACAGCGAGGAAGAAAUGCUAAAGCUCUUGAAGGUUGGAAUGUGCUGCUGUGAGGGGGAUGUGGAUAGGAGGUGGGAGUUGAGGGAGGCUCUGGAGAAGAUUGAAGAUUUGAAGGAGAGGGACAAUGAGGAUGACAACUAUUCUUCCAAUGCCAGUGAAGGAGACAUGUACUCCUCCAGGGGAAUGACUGAGGAAGACUUCUCCUUUCUCAGUUAAUAUAUAAUAGUGUUGAUGAGUUA
Juglans regia (Persian walnut) is the source of this 1955-nucleotide messenger RNA. RefSeq names its product probable LRR receptor-like serine/threonine-protein kinase At4g31250. The coding region runs from base 1 to 1932 and encodes 643 amino acids. The transcript is spliced from 3 exons. Lineage: Eukaryota; Viridiplantae; Streptophyta; Magnoliopsida; Fagales; Juglandaceae. Gene Ontology annotation, molecular function: ATP binding; protein binding; protein kinase activity. Gene Ontology annotation, biological process: protein phosphorylation. The record is from RefSeq and is a predicted model, not a curated record.